Messenger RNA from Miniopterus natalensis, 1848 nucleotides. It is a transcript of the gene CD24, whose product is annotated as CD24 molecule. The record is from RefSeq and is a predicted model, not a curated record. Gene Ontology annotation, cellular component: membrane raft; external side of plasma membrane. NCBI's taxonomy places the organism in Eukaryota, Metazoa, Chordata, Mammalia, Chiroptera, Miniopteridae. Gene Ontology annotation, molecular function: protein tyrosine kinase activator activity. Gene Ontology annotation, biological process: cell adhesion; regulation of cell-cell adhesion; cell activation.
UCUUUUGGGGAUAAGAUGGCUGGUCAGGGAAACAAAGGAAACUUGGACUCGGCCCGAGAGCGGUGUGCGUGCGCGGAGCCAGUGGUUCUCUACGCACCCGGCAUCCAGCGAGACUCGCGGCGCACCGACGGAGCGGACAUGGGCAGAGCCAUGGUAGCCAGGCUCGGGCUGGGGCUGCUGCUUCUCGCGCUGCUCCUACCCACGCAGAUCUAUUCAAAUCAAACAACUGCUGUAACACUUGCAAGUAACCCUUCCCACAAUACCUCGACUACCCAGAGUCCAGCAAAUGCUACCACCAAGGCGAAUGGCGGUGCUCUGCAGUCAACAGCCAGUGUCUUCGUGAUCUCGUUGGCUCUUCUACAUCUCUACUGUUGAAAGACUCGGGCCAAGAAACGUCUAUACUUCUCCAUCUUCUAAACCCAAUCCAAAUGGCACCUAGACAUCCAGUGUGACAAGGAAAAAAAACAGGUCUUCAUUGAAUCUGCUAAUUCCACACCUAAUUUUAUUGACACAGAAAAUGUUGAGGAUCUCAGAUAUGAUUGGUUUGAAGAGCAUGUGCAGGGUUUGAAUAGAUGAUGAAUGCCAAUAUUAAAUCUGCUGGACUUUCAUGUACAAGAUGAAGAGAGACACAUCCAAAAUUAGUUCAGAGAUGAUUUCCUUAAAUGUGGCUUAAGAAGUAUGGACACAUACACUUCUACCUUGAAAAUGAAUAGAUUUUAUCUAGAGAUAACGGAUGGAAUUUGGAACAGAGUCAGUUUUCAUUUGGUUCAUUGAAGUUAUAAGGCCAUAAAACAGUUAGGUAAUGCACAAAGCUAUGGUUCUAUUUAUGUGUACAUUAGAAGGAACUUCCAGAUGGUCCCAUAAAUCCUCAAUGUAUUAUUUCAUAGUACUAAUUUAAUGCCCGUGUAACUCUAAAUAAAAUUUUACAUUGUUAAGCUAUCGCUGUUCUCUUGGGAUCUGAACUCUUUCCUCUGAGGCUUUGGAUUUGACACAGCAUUUGACUUUUUGUGUAGUAAUUGAUAUGUGCCCAGGGCAAUGAUGGAUUGGAAUCUACCCUGCAUUCAAGCAUAAUGAGUAAAUUUUGCUGAUACUCAACAAGAGCGCCAGAUUAAUUUAGCUAAACUAAUUCCGAAGAGUAGAAGUACACUGACUCAACUAAUUUCAAAAUGCUUUUUAUUUCUGCAUAUGUUGAAUACAUUUAACAAUUUUAAAAAUGAUUGGUUUUGAAGGUAAAAUCGACAAAUUUAAAAUUGAAAAGGCAAAUAUAUGAAGGAGCCAAAACUGUAAAUUAGGUGUUUGGGAAAUGAAGACUGGAACCCUACAUUAAAUUCAGAAAAACUUUUAUACUCUUUCUGUACAUACUUUUUUUUAAAAACUAUGAAUCAGAAUAGCUACAUUUGGAACACUUUCUGUUAUUGGUCAAUAUUUUUAGAUAGUUAGAACCUGAUCCAAAGCCUAAUGGGGGCUUAAUUCUGGAAAGGAAAUCUUUUCACAACUUCCUCGAUGCUCAGAACCUUUUUAAAGAUAGACACUCCCUAAAAUCUUUUGUUCGCAUGGUCACACACUGAUGCUUAGAUGUUCCAGUAUCUGAUACGGCCACAGUAGUCUUGAUAACCAAAGUCAUUUUUUCCCAUCUUUAGAAACCCACCCAGGAACACCAUACUCAGCCGAUCUCAAGCUACUGUGUGUGUGAAUGAACAUUCCUUUUUGUUUCAUACCUGAAUGCUGUACAUCUAUUUUGGAUUGUAUAUUGUGUUUGUGUAUUUAUGCUUUGAUUCAUAGUGACUUCUCAUCUUAUGGAAUUGAUUUGCAUUGAACACAAACUGUAAAUAAAAAGAAAUGGCUGAA